AUGAGUGCUCCAUUAAUCGACAAAUAUCGGAAAAUGGCGACCUUCGAUUGGAGAAAAUUGAAAGCAGCUGUUGAGGGAGAGGAACAUGCAGAAGUUGUCGCCAAAAUGAAAUCUGAACCAGUUUUUCAAAGGGAUUUUAGAGUUUUGAGUCGUGAAGAGCAUCGAGAAGUCGUUCAUCAGAGAUGGAAGAAAAUUGUCGAGUGGGGACUUUUUAAAGAUCCAUACUCAGAUCUUGAAAACUUCCACGCUUUGACUGAGACUCUUGAAGCAUACGAUCAAGGAACAUCUGCUAGACUUUUUCUUCAUGGAAAUGUUUUUGGAGCAGCUGUGAAAUCAAUGGGCACUGAAAGACACAAGGAAUUGGUGCAACAGAUUGAGAAUAAUGAGAUUGUUGGAGCAUUCUGUCUGACAGAAAUCGGUCAUGGCUCAAAUACUGCAGAAAUUCAAACGACGGCAACUUUUGAUAAUGGACAACUAGUGUUCAAUACUCCAGACGUUGGUGCAAUCAAGUGCUGGGCUGGAAAUGUUUCUCACUCUGCCACCCAUGUAGUUGUGUACGCUCAACUUCACGUUGGUGGGAAGAACGAAGGAUUUCAUGGAUUUGUGAUACAAGUGCGAUGUCCCAAAACAUUUCAAACUCUUCCUGGAAUCACUAUCGGAGAUAUGGGAUCAAAGCCAGGAUGUUGGCAGGGAGUAGAGAACGGGUGGAUAGAAUUCAAGAAUCAUAGAGCUCCACUGAGUGCACUGCUAAACAAAGGAUGUGAUAUCACUCCAGAUGGGAAAUAUGUGACAAGUUUCAAAUCGGCUAGUGAGAAACAAAGUGUCAGUUUAGGAACUCUCUCAGUUGGAAGACUUGGAAUCAUCGCAAAAGGUAUGAUGGCUUGUACUUUCGCCUCCACUAUAGCAAUCCGAUACAGUGUCGCAAGAAGACAAUUUGGACCAGAAAAAGGAGCUGAAAAUGAGAUUCCUGUUUUGGAAUAUCCUCUUCAACAAUAUCGUCUGUUUCCAUAUCUUUCCGCAGCUAUUUGUAUUAGGAUUUUCCAAAAGACAUUCGUCGAGAAAUUCACAGAGUACAUGAUGAGAGUAAUGAUGGGAGAAAAGUCAGAGGAAUUAUCUGAAUUUUCAAAAGAAGUCCACGCACUGUCAUCUGGAGCAAAGCCAGUAGCCACGUGGCUAGGAGUUGAAUCGCUUGGAGAAGCAAGAAAAGCGUGUGGAGGUCAUGGAUUCCUCCAUAUGUCUCGACUGAAUACACUCCGAGAUGAUAAUGAUCCAUCACAGACUUUUGAAGGAGAGAACUUCAUGAUUCUUCAGCAAACGAGUAAUAUUCUGUUGGGAAAAGUGUCAUCAAUUGGAACUAUUAAUACUCCAAUGUCUACGAUGUCUUUCUUGAAUUCAAACCCUUCAAAGUUCUCAUCAUGGUCAUCAAAUCCAGUGGACGAUGCACUUUCUGCUUAUCGAUAUCUCACUUAUCACCUACUUCAAACAACAUCAUCUGAAGCCAAAAAACUGAAAGGAGCCGGAAAGAACUCAUUCGAAGUUCGGAAUGAAAUUCAAGUUCAUCGAGCUGUCAACUUGUCAGUUGCCUACACAGAACACACUAUGAUUGAUUGGGUUCAGAAGUUUAUAGAAGAAGUUGAAGAUGUCACUGUAAAGACAGUUCUUCAAAAAGUUCUCAAUCUAUUUUCUCUAUUCCUUUUGGAAAGACAUCUUGCCACGUUGUAUAUAACUGGAUACGCGUCAGGAGGAAAAUUCGGAGAAGACUUGAGAGAGAAACUGAGACACGCUGUAGCAGAAUUGAAACCAGAGUCGAUGGCUCUCGUUGAUUCGAUAGCUCCAGACGAUUUCAUUCUGCAUUCAGCACUGGGUGCUUCUGAUGGACGAGCGUACGAUCAUAUAAUGGAAGAAUUCCGGAAGUAUACAAAUGAACAACCAAAAUGGGUUUGCGAUUUGGCACAGUUCCUGCAAAAGAGAUCACAAACUUCUAAACUAUAA
Messenger RNA from Caenorhabditis remanei, 1992 nucleotides. RefSeq lists its product as uncharacterized. Gene Ontology annotation, molecular function: fatty acid binding; pristanoyl-CoA oxidase activity; FAD binding. NCBI's taxonomy places the organism in Eukaryota, Metazoa, Nematoda, Chromadorea, Rhabditida, Rhabditidae. Bases 1 to 1992 code for a protein of 663 amino acids. Gene Ontology annotation, cellular component: peroxisome. The transcript is spliced from 10 exons. Gene Ontology annotation, biological process: fatty acid beta-oxidation using acyl-CoA oxidase; lipid homeostasis. The record is from RefSeq and is a predicted model, not a curated record.